AUGAACGGCCUCGACAUCGACGCCAAAGUGAAGAUGAUGCGACAGCAGCUCGAUUUUAUGUUUAAAGACCAUAAAUUCACCAAACUCAGUAUCGAGCUAUACGUCUUCUUCCGCAUCUUCGUCCAAGCCCGACAGAUAGAGGACAUCAGCGCCGCGAAAUUCAAGGUCCCCAUCUACGCCCUCCGGAUGCAGGCGUACCCAGGCUACCAUAUGAACCUGGACUUCCGCACCAUGGACCCGAAGCCGUUCAUGGAGAUGUUCCCAGCCAUCGUCCCCCAGGAGGCGAUCAAAGUGCAGGUUGAGCUGGGCGACUCGGGCGACUUAAUGGACAUCCCCCCUCCCCAGAAGACGGUAGAGUAUCCGCAGGUCCGGCCGUCAUACGAGACGCCGAACCCCGUCGACUUACUGAGCUUUAGGCGGAUAAGGAAAGUGCUACUGGGAUCUAUUAUGCACGCCCGGUCCGGGGACAAGGCUGACAAUUCAAACAUCGGCUUCUUCUCGCGUUCCCAGUAUGAAGAUGAAUACGAAUGGCUCAAGACCUUUUUGACAGUCGAGAGACUCAAGCUUCUCCUCGGCGACGACUAG
This is a messenger RNA of Fonsecaea monophora, 585 nucleotides long. RefSeq lists its product as hypothetical. The coding region runs from base 1 to 585 and encodes 194 amino acids. NCBI's taxonomy places the organism in Eukaryota, Fungi, Ascomycota, Eurotiomycetes, Chaetothyriales, Herpotrichiellaceae. The transcript has 2 exons. The record is from RefSeq and is a predicted model, not a curated record.